AUGCUCGUACAUAAAAUGGAAGACAAAGAAGCACAAGUUCAAGUUCAUUUCACAACCAAACAACAACAAUAUGCAGUUACUGAAUCUGCAAUACUAGUUCCGACUAAAUUACGUCGAUAUGGUCUUUCUGAAAUAAUUAAUCAUUUGCUUGGCUUUGAUAAACCAGUACCUUUUGAUUUUAUGGUUGAUAACCAAUUUUUAAGAACAAGUUUAUCUGAAUAUUUACAAAAUAAUGGAAUAUCAUCUGAAAAUAUAAUAGAUAUUGAAUAUGUUGAAUCUAUGCUACCACCAAAACCAUUAUCCACAUAUGAACAUGAUGAUUGGGUCAGUUCAGUAAAAGGUUACAAUAAACGAUUUUUUUUAACUGGCUCUUAUGAUAAUCAUGUUCAUAUUUGGAAUACUUCUGGAAUAUGUGUGAAAACAUUAAAAGGUCAUAAAGCACCAAUAAAGAGUGUUGCAUGGGUUUCAGUUAUAGGACAUAAAAAUAGCAUAGAAAGUGUUGCAGUUAGUCCAUCAUGUACAGAGUUUGCCAGUGCAUCUUGGGAUUCAAAAAUUAUGUUAUGGACAACUACAGAACCAAACUCAGAUGAUCAAGAAGGUAUUGAUUAUCAAAUGGAAAGCACAACUCCAUUAGCUGCACUAAAUGGCCAUGUUGGGCCUAUAUCAUCAGUAGUAUUUGAUUCUAAAGAUACAGGAAAAUUAUAUAGUGGUGGCUGGGACCAUUCAAUAAGAAUUUGGGAUAUAGAGUCAAGAGUUAAUACAGAUACAAAGAAUUGUGAUAAAGUAGUUUAUGAUAUUGCAUAUUCCAAACUUUCUGGUCUAAUUGCAUCUGGGCAUUCUGAUCAUCUACUUAGAUUAUGGGAUCCACGUGCAGAAGAUACAGCUAUUGUUAAAUUGACACUUGAUUCACAUAAAAGUUGGGUAUCUUGUGUAUCAUGGUCACCAAUAUCACAAUUUAUGUUGGCUAGUGGAUCAUUUGAUUCUACUUUAAAAAUUUGGGAUAUUCGUAGCAAGACACCUUUAUACACUUUUCAACAAAAAUCAGAUUCAUCAAUAUCAGAAAAAAAAAUUUUAUGUAUUGACUGGGAUCAAGAUUUAAUUCUAAGUGGUGGAGAAGAUAAUCAUUUGCAUAUUUAUAGUGCUAAUAAAGUUAAUACAUAA
This is a messenger RNA of Entrophospora candida, 1161 nucleotides long. The record is from the annotation of a GenBank genome assembly. NCBI's taxonomy places the organism in Eukaryota, Fungi, Glomeromycota, Glomeromycetes, Entrophosporales, Entrophosporaceae.